AUGAUAAAUAGGAUAAAUAAAUAUUUAGAAAGGAGAAUAAUUAACACAGAUUAAUUUAAUAUAAUUUCUAAUAUUCUUGAACAUAGUUAUUAACUUUAAAAUAAACCAUAUAUUGCUAUUCAACAAAAAAAUAUCGAUCAGAUAUUUUGCAGUAGAAACAAAAUAUUCAAACAGGUUAAAAAUAAAACUUAAUAAAUAAAUCUAAAAGGAUUAAAUCAAAUGAACUCAGAAUCAAAUAAGCAAGCUAUCGCUACAGAUUACAAUCCUAAAGUAGCUCUUAAAAGAAAGGAGCGUGAUAUAGCAAAGCUUCUGAUGAGUGAUUUUAAGAUACUUUAGAAUAAGCCAUGCAAAUAAUUUCAUGAACUCACAUUACAAUUUGAUGGACCUAAAAAUACACCAUACGAAGAAGGUUCUUGGGAGGUAUAUGUACUAAUACCUGAACAAUAUCCAUAUAAAAGUCCUAGUAUAGGUUUUAUAAAUAAAAUAUUCCAUCCUAAUAUAGAUUUCCAGUCAGGAAGUGUUUGCCUUGAUGUGAUCAAUCAAACAUGGAGCCCAAUGUAUGAGCUGAUUAAUAUUUUUGACAUCUUUUUACCUUAAUUACUUACUUAUCCUAAUCCUAAAGAUCCUUUAAAUCCAGAAGCUGCAAUGAUCUUGAUAAAAGAUCAAAAUAUUUUUAACUAAGUUGUUUAGGAUUUUGUAAAAAAGUAUGCCCCCAAAAAACAUGCUUUACUUAAAACUCACUCAACAUAAGAUUAAUAUCAAUGUUCAGAAAAAUUUUUAAAUGAUGCAAAGCAAAGUUUAGAAAACCUCCAGCGAUCUUAGUCUUAAUCUCAAAAUGAUACGAUGUCUUCUUCUACUUCAAGCCAAACAAAAUUAACUUCUACAAAUACUUCGAACGACUAAUAAACAAAGUUUAUUAAUAAUAUUAACACAAUCAAUCAUAAAGAACUUUCUUUCCAAAAAAAUAAUUCUCUAAAUUAAGUACAGAAUGUUAAACAAAAAUACUACGAUGAAGAAGAAGAAGAAAAAUAGAAUAAUGUGUACAAGGGUGAAGCUGCAGAUAAAGAAUAAAUAGAAGAAGAAGAAGAAGAAUUAUAUUGUGGAUCUGUAUAAUAGCUAAGUGAAAUUUCUUAAACAAGUUGCAGUGAACUUUCUUAGUCUGAAAUAGAUAAAGAAUGUGUUUAAGAAUAUUGA
Messenger RNA from Tetrahymena thermophila SB210, 1194 nucleotides. Its product is annotated as ubiquitin-conjugating enzyme. Gene Ontology annotation, biological process: ubiquitin-dependent protein catabolic process; protein polyubiquitination. The record is from RefSeq and is a predicted model, not a curated record. Gene Ontology annotation, molecular function: ubiquitin conjugating enzyme activity. Gene Ontology annotation, cellular component: nucleus. Lineage: Eukaryota; Ciliophora; Oligohymenophorea; Hymenostomatida; Tetrahymenidae. The transcript is spliced from 2 exons.